Molecule: messenger RNA, 500 nt
Organism: Salvelinus namaycush (lake trout)
Lineage: Eukaryota; Metazoa; Chordata; Actinopteri; Salmoniformes; Salmonidae
Product: growth arrest and DNA damage-inducible protein GADD45 gamma-like
Exons: 3
Coding region: 1-423 (140 amino acids)
Biological process (GO): regulation of cell cycle
Cellular component (GO): cytoplasm; nucleus
Source: RefSeq, a predicted model, not a curated record
AUGGAAGCUAUUGGCAAAUCUCUGAAGGAAGCUCUCAAGUCUGCCCAGUGUGAGGAUCGCCUCACUGUUGGUGUCUAUGAAAGUGCCAAAAUAAUGAAUGAUGACCCAGACAAUGUGUGUUUCUGUGUCCUGGCAACCGAUGAGGAGUGGGAGUGUGACAUUGCUCUCCAGAUCCACUUCACCCUCAUCCAGUCUUACUGUUUUGACAACGACAUCAGCAUCGUCAGGGUGAACAACAUGCAGCGCCUGGUCGAGAUUGUUGGUGACGAGACUGGCCAGCUUGAAGAUGCCCAUUGCUGUCUUAUCACGAACCCAGCUGAUGGUUCUUGGGAGGACCCUGCUCUGGAGAAGCUGCACCUGUUCUGUGAGGAGAGCCGCAGUCUGAACGACUGGGUUCCAGAGAUCACCCUCCCUAAGCGCUGAUCUUCUCUCUUGAGAUGCUGUAAACCUUCAACCUAUAAGGAAAUACUCAUCCUUUUACAGGAUGACACUGUUUCUCA